CCUGACCGACCCUUGGCGCCGAAGGGGGGGGCUCUCCCCCCGUCUCGCGCCCCUCUCCUGAGCUCCUGGUCCGCUGCCCCCUCUCCGGUGUCUCCCCUUCCUCCCCACCCCGUCCCCCUCCUCUGCUCCCCGCCCGCCGCCCGCCUCUCGGGGGGAGGGGCGUGGGGGGCAGGGAGCCGAUUUGCAUGCGGCCGCCGCGGCCGCUGCCUGCGCCCCAACCCGCCGCCGCCGCCGCCGCCGCCGGAGCCCGCGCCCGGCCCCAUGCCUCUGGCGCGGCCCUCGGGGGGGCGAAGGUGAAGACCGGCUCCUAGGAUGAGUGAAGGGGCGGCCGCUGCCUCGCCACCUGGUGCCGCUUCGGCAGCCGCCGCCUCGGCCGAGGAGGGCACCGCGGCGGCUGCAGCAGCGGCGGCGGCGGCGGGCGGGGGCCCGGACGGCGGCGGCGGCGGCGAAGGGGCGGCCGAGCCCCCCCGGGAGUUACGCUGUAGCGACUGCAUCGUGUGGAACCGGCAGCAGACGUGGCUGUGCGUGGUACCGCUGUUCAUCGGCUUCAUCGGCCUGGGGCUCAGCCUCAUGCUCCUCAAAUGGAUCGUGGUGGGCUCCGUCAAGGAGUACGUGCCCACCGACCUGGUGGACUCCAAGGGGAUGGGCCAGGACCCCUUCUUCCUCUCCAAGCCCAGCUCCUUCCCCAAGGCCAUGGAGACCACCACCACCACCACCGCCACCACUUCCACCACGUCCCCCGCCACCCCCUCGGCCGGCGGCGGCGGCGGCGGCGCUGCCUCUUCCAGGACGCCUAACCGGAUUAGCACCCGCCUAACCACCAUCACGCGGGCGCCCACCCGCUUCCCCGGGCACAGGGUGCCCAUCCGGGCCAGCCCGCGCUCCACCACCGCACGGAACACCGCAGCCCCCCCGACGACGGUCCUGUCCACCACGGCCCCUUUCUUCAGUAGCAGCACGCCCGGCUCGCGACCCCCGGCGCCAGGAACCCCCAGUACCCAGGCGAUGCCCUCCUGGCCCACUGCGGCAUAUGCUACCUCCUCCUACCUUCAUGAUUCUACUCCUUCCUGGACCCUGUCACCCUUUCAGGAUGCUGCCGCCGAUUCCUCUUCUUCCUCCACCACCACCACCACCGCCGCGCCAGAAACUAGCACCAGCCCCAAAUUUCAUACCACAACAUAUUCCACGGAGCGAUCAGAGCACUUCAAACCUUGCCGAGAUAAGGACCUUGCCUACUGCCUCAACGAUGGAGAGUGCUUUGUGAUCGAGACUCUGACGGGAUCCCAUAAGCACUGUCGGUGCAAAGAAGGCUACCAAGGAGUCCGCUGUGAUCAAUUUCUGCCCAAAACCGACUCCAUCUUAUCAGAUCCAACAGACCACUUGGGAAUUGAAUUCAUGGAGAGUGAAGGAGUGUAUCAAAGGCAGGUGCUGUCGAUGUCAUGUAUCAUCUUUGGACUCGUCAUCGUGGGCAUAUUCUGUGCCGCAUUCUACUUCAAAAACAAGAAGCAAGCUAAACAAAUCCAAGAGCAGCUGAAAGAGUCACAGAAUGGUAAAAACUACAGUCUCAAAGUAUCCAGCACCAUGUCAAAGUCAGAGAGCUUGGUGAAGAGCCACGUCCAGCUGCAAAAUUACUCAAAGACGGAAAGGCAUCCUGUGACUGCACUGGAGAAAAUGAUGGAGUCAAGUUUUUCCAGCCCCCAGUCAUUCCCUGAGGUCCCUUCUCCAGACAGAGGAAGCCAACCUGUCAAACAUCACAGCCCUGGACAAAGAAGUGGGAUGCUUCAUAGGAAUACCUUCAGAAGGACACCCCCCUCGCCCCGUAGCAGGCUGGGAGGAAUUGUGGGACCAGCAUAUCAGCAACUCGAAGAAUCAAGGAUCCCAGACCAGGAUUCAAUACCUUGUCAAGGGAUAGAGGUCAGGAAGACUAUAUCCCACCUGCCUAUACAGCUGUGGUGUGUUGAAAGACCCCUGGAUUUAAAGUAUGCAUCCAAUGGUUUAAAAACCCAACAAAAUACAUCAAUAAAUAUGCAACUGCCUUCAAGGGACACAAACCCCUAUUUUAAUAGCUUGGAUCAAAAGGACUUGGUGGGAUACCCAUCCACAAGGGCCAGCUCUGUGCCCAUUAUCCCUUCAGUGGGUCUAGAAGAAACCUGCAUGCAAAUGCCAGGGAUUUCUGAAGUCAAAAGCAUCAAAUGGUGCAAAAACUCCUACUCAGCUGACAUCGUCAAUGUGAGUAUUCCUGUCAGCGAUUGUCUUAUAGCAGAACAGCAAGAAGUGAAAAUAUUGCUGGAGACUGUCCAGGAGCAGAUCCGAAUUCUGACUGAUGCCAGAAGGUCAGAAGACUACGAACUGGCCAGCGUAGACAUCGAGGACAGUGCGAGCGAAAACACAGCCUUUCUCCCCCUGAGUCCCACGGCCAAAUCAGAACGAGAGGCACAGUUUGUCUUAAGGAAUGAAAUACAAAGAGACUCUUCAUUGACCAAGUGACUUGAGAUGUAGGAAUCUGUGCAUUCGAUGCUUCACUCAACAGGAAAGAGAGGAAAUUAAAAGCAAAAUUAUUUAUAUGCAUUAAUUUAAGAGCAUCUACUUAGAAG
This is a messenger RNA of Dipodomys spectabilis (banner-tailed kangaroo rat), 2594 nucleotides long. RefSeq names its product neuregulin 3 (gene Nrg3). The record is from RefSeq and is a predicted model, not a curated record. The transcript has 10 exons. Gene Ontology annotation, molecular function: chemorepellent activity. NCBI's taxonomy places the organism in Eukaryota, Metazoa, Chordata, Mammalia, Rodentia, Heteromyidae. Bases 313 to 2487 code for a protein of 724 amino acids. Gene Ontology annotation, biological process: animal organ development; intracellular signal transduction; nervous system development.